Messenger RNA from Fopius arisanus, 821 nucleotides. RefSeq lists its product as uncharacterized. Bases 14 to 769 code for a protein of 251 amino acids. The record is from RefSeq and is a predicted model, not a curated record. The transcript has 2 exons. Lineage: Eukaryota; Metazoa; Arthropoda; Insecta; Hymenoptera; Braconidae.
UUUAUUAAAGCGGAUGGAGGUCAGAAUUUUUGUCAAUGGUUUUGCGAUUUUUCUGAUUGUAGUGGUGAUGACUGGAUCCAGUGAUGCCAAUGGGAGUCUCAGGUCUAGAGCAGAAGGGAAAGAAGAAAACAGUUGGAGAUUCCGGAAUGAUCCGGGAUACACCUUGAGGAAAUUCCGGAGAUUUGGAGAAAAUUUGAAAAGACACAGACCCGAGGGUAAAACCACUGUACCAAUCGGAAGAUACGGAUUCCUCAUUCCUCCCGAUGAAUCCCAGUUCUUGGAGGAGUUGGUGCUCCAGGGACGAGCAGUAGAUGACAAGGGCGGCGAAAUUUACGAGCCAAAGACGAAGAACAAGACGAGCAUUCUGAGUAUCAUAAAGAAAUUCCUCAAAAGCUUGAGAUUCCGGGGCACAACAUCCCCGAAUCCUGAAGAGAUUUCAGUGUCAGAAGACUUAUCGAAUAUAUCAGAAAGUUCCACCAUGGAUGGCCCGAUGGAAGUCAUCCUCCCAGUGUCCGGAGUCUUUUUAAAUUCCACCACAACGAAAAUUCCAGACCACGAAAGCACUGGACUCACUGUCUAUAACGAUAAGGAUUCCAAUCUGUCCUUGAACUCCACAUCGCCAGGGGAAAAUAAGGGAAUGCCUGGAGAACAUCCCCUGGAAGUUUCUGCUCCCCUCCUGUUCGGUGGGAGGCACGCAACUUUUGAUCUGGAGAUCAAAGCCAUUCCUAUAGCCAAUCGAAAAGAAAUUGUCAUCGAUGGGAGGGUCUGACUUAAUCCAAAUUGCAAUUAAUAAACAAUUUUUAUUCAUGAAUUUAUGACAA